GGGGCAGCUCCUCCCCGCGCGCCGCGGGCGGGGCGGGGCUGGCGGCGGCGGCGUGCAGAGCCUGUGCGGGUGGCGGCGCGGCGCGGACGGGGCCGGGGCCGGGGCCGGGGACAGGGCCGGUGCGGCGGGCGCCCGGCAGCAUGGAGAAAGCGGGCGAUGGGCGCAACGGGCACGCGGAGGGCUCGUCGCCGGCGGCGGGCGGCGCGGGCGCGGGCGGCGGGUGCGGCGGGCGCGUGCGGGGCUUCCUGCGGCGCAACGGGCUGGUGGUGCUGACGGUGUCGGGGGUGCUGGCCGGCGUGGCGCUGGGCGCGGCGGUGCGCGGCGCGGCGCUGGGCCCGGCGCGGGUGGCCUACCUGGCCUUCCCGGGGGAGCUGCUGCUGCGCAUGCUGCGCAUGGUGAUCCUGCCGCUGGUGGUGUGCAGCCUGGUGUCGGGGGCGGCCAGCCUGGACACCCGCUCGCUCGGCCGCCUCGGCGGCAUCGCCCUCGCCUACUUCCUGGGCACCACGCUGCUGGCCGCCGGCCUGGCCGUGGCCCUCGGCUUCAUCGUGCGCCCGGGCGCCGGCGCCGGCGCCCUCAACGCGCCCGGGCUGAGGCUGCCGGGCGCCGUGCGCACCAACAAGGAGACGGUGGACUCCUUCCUCGACCUCGUCAGAAACCUGUUUCCUGCAAAUCUUGUUGCUGCAGCUUUCCGAACGUAUGCGACAGACUAUGAGAUACUGGUGAGAAACACUACCUCUGGAAAUGUCACACUGGAGAAGAUCCCUGUUGGCACUGAGAUUGAAGGGAUGAAUAUCCUGGGACUGGUGCUGUUUGCUCUGGUUCUAGGAGUGGCACUGAAAAAGCUUGGCCAGGAAGGGGAAGAUCUGAUUCGCUUCUUUAAUUCAUUCAAUGAGGCAACUAUGGUCUUGGUUUCCUGGAUUAUGUGGUACGUACCUAUUGGCAUUAUGUUCCUUGUGGGGAGCAAGAUCGUGGAAAUGGAAGAUAUUAUGCUUCUGGUGACCAGUCUGGGAAAAUACAUCUUUGCCUCUAUUCUGGGCCACUUCAUCCAUGGAGGAAUCAUUCUGCCACUUAUUUAUUUUGCAUCUACACGGCAAAAUCCUUAUCGCUUUCUCUUAGGACUUAUCACACCACUUGCCACUGCUUUUGCCACUUCCUCCAGCUCGGCCACUCUCCCGUCGAUGAUCAAAUGUAUUGAGGAAAACAAUGGAGUUGACAAGAGGAUCAGCAGGUUUAUCCUUCCUAUUGGGGCAACUGUGAACAUGGAUGGAGCUGCUAUUUUUCAGUGCAUGGCAGCUGUGUUUAUUGCUCAGCUGAACAACGCUGACCUCAAUGCAGGGCAGAUCUUCACUAUUCUUGUGACAGCCACUGCAUCCAGCGUGGGUGCAGCAGGUGUCCCGGCUGGAGGAGUCCUCACCAUUGCCAUCAUUCUGGAGGCUAUUGGACUUCCGACCAAUGAUCUGUCAUUGAUAUUAGCAGUGGACUGGAUUGUGGACCGAACCACCACAGUUGUGAAUGUGGAAGGGGAUGCCCUAGGAGCAGGUAUCCUUCAUUACCUGAAUGAAAAAGCAAAGAAAGACAAAGAACAGGAAUUAAAGGAAGUCAGCGUAGAAGCAGUUGCCAACAGCAAGUCUGAAGGGGAAACAUCGCCUUUGGUAACUCACAAAAAUCAAGUCUCCAACACAACCAGCACCGCAGACCCUGAAUCCAAGGAAUCAGUAUUGUAACUAGAGGCAUUUCGUCAGCAUGCAUCCUGGAGGUGGACCGGCAACUUGUUAACACACCUAGACAUUUGCAGUGCUAACAAGGGCUGGAUGGCUCUUCAAAGUUUUCUGUUCCAGUCUGUUUUGAAACACACUGGUCUGGGGAGGGGGAGGGAGGUGGGUUGGGGAGAGAAAGGGUGGUGAGAAAAAACAUCUGCUUUAUAAUAGUAUUUUGAUAGUUCAUAUGUAUACAUGUAUAUAUGUGUUGCAUAUACACACACAUAUACAUGUAUGUGAAAACAAUGCCAUUGAGACUUCUGGUUUAACAAAAGAUCUGUUACUAAAGGCCCAUAUGGGUAAGAGAUGGGGAAGCAGACUAACCCAGUAAGUGCUGGUUGUAGGAGAAAAUUAGUAGGCUUACUGUGCUGCUGUUCGGAUGGAGAUACGGUCUAGAGCUUCCAAAGUGGGUGAGAAUGUUGUUUAGAUUUAGUUUCUUGCCUGGAAACACUUGCUGGCAACUACAGAAACAAUAUGAAGCAACAUUUUUCUCCCACUUCCCUUCCUCUCCUGUUCUCCUGUCCCAUAAAAACAGCAAAUGUAUGCUGAAAACUAGCUUUUUUUAUUUUUUUAAUUUCGUGUUUGAAUUAGUAGCUUAUGGGGGUCUGAUCCUCGUUCCAUUCCCCCAGUUCAUUGCAGCUCAUAGUGGCUUUCAUGCCUUUUGGUGAGUAACUCCCAAAUUUUAGGACCAGACAAAGAAGAUCUCAGUGAAGAUCAAAGAUCAUUUUUCUCCUUCACUCUAACCAAGCAAUUGAGCAAAAAAAUCAGAGGAAACACAAAUUUUGUUAAAGUUAUCCCCCUUGGGUGAAAAAAAAAUGAGGAGUCUGUUCCAGCUCAGAUCUGUCUGAAUGAGACUUGCCUGUGACAACAUCAAGAAACUAAGUCAGUUCCCUUCAUGAAAACACACAUGGUCCUUUGCUAGCACACCUUGUCCUGUUCAUGUUUGUUUAAUGGGUCAGUCCAAACAAAUUAAGUCAUAUCCCUUUCCCAGCAAACUUGAACAGGGGAGGAAAAAAUCUGAACGCACAACAUGUGUGAACUGACAACAGGCAAAUCUGAUUGUUGCUUCAAAAGGGGAAGAAAGGUGAGUUUCUAAGACCAUGUAGUUCAGUGAUCUCUGGGUUUUGGGACAGCUGUAUACCUGUUCCUGUUAGGAGCUUGGUCCUGCUUUAAGUGUCCUUCCAGCAGUAGCUCACAUUUAAUAAUUCUGGGUGGUGAUGGGCCAGGAUAGUGCUUAAUGGCAGAUGGUGACCUUUGCUUGAGGCUGAGCCAAACGCUUCUGGAUUCUGACUCCGCCUUUUCUCCUUUACCACAUACGUCCUGAAUUUGCACCCCAAACCUGAUCAAAGUCCAGCAAACUCACUGCAAAGCUCCUGUUGUUUUCUCUUGGCUUUUUGGACAGCAAAUAGUUACAAAAUGAAUGCUGUGCAAGUGCAAAGGUUUGCCUGGACUUGUGACUCUUUUGCUUGGCUAGUUUAGUAAGAUGAGUGCAUAUGGUCAGUCUCCACACUGUUAACUCAGCAAUUUAUAUUUACACUUAGCUUCGAUAAAAAGCAAUGACAAGUCACCCCUUUUCUUUUUCCUCUCUUUCUUCAGAGGGAGCUAUCUUGGAAAGAUCCAGUUGCUGAUGUUUAUGUUCAUGGCACUAGGAAGAGGCAGUUCCAAUUUUCAUAGCAGUAGCAACCUUCAUUUGCAAAGCAUCUUUCCUGGUAAUGGAACAAUUUUUUCCUGGUAAAGGAAGAUUUUGCAAAAAGACUCUCAGAAUGAGAUGUAGCCACCUCUGAGGGAAAACACAGUGAGUGCGUCAUUACCGUCUGUUUAAUUGUGUGCAGCAGGGCUACACAAACAAUCAAGGUAGGAAAGGAUUAGUCAGUCCACUGCAAAACUGCAGGUGGAGUUUCUUUUUAACCAGUUUAUUUAUGUCCGCGUCCACAAAAUUUGGACAUUCCUUGGCUAAUCUUAAAAAUCUGAGACAAACACAGUUCUCUAGGGACAUUCUUUGCCCCGUAUUUAUUAUUUUGUUUUCUAGCAGAUCAAGACCCACUGCAACUUUGCAUUUCCUCCCAUUAAAAUCCUCCCAACUCCUCUCAACUCAGGAAACCAGAAGCGCACUUUGUAGCUGGUCAUAAAAGUCAACAAUUAAGAGAUGCUUUGAAAAGCUUUGAUGUUUGAAGAAAUGGGUCUCAACAGAACCUUUUUUUUUUUUUAAACAAACAUAAAUAUUUCAUAAUGCCUCAAGGGAGCUGAAAAUCACUACUGUUCUCUGUGGGCUGAGUUCUGUUGUUGCAUUUUGUCUCCCGCCAGGCAUUUAGCCCUUCAGUCUCUGAUGCUCUUCCUCACCACGACACGUGCAGCCCAGGCCAGCUCAUGAGAGCAGGCAGUGAGAGCACCGAAAUGACAGUUUCCAUGAAGAAUCACAGCAGUGUUUCAGAGUAGAACAUUUCCUGAUUUUGAUUUUUCACCCCAAAGUUGACACUGCUCACAGGUAAAAGUAUUCACCCCCAGAACUGGGGUUCCUCACAGACAGCAUUGCCCUGUUGUUUUUUCUUCCCUGUGGUGCUCCAGCUUGGUUGUGCCUCUUCCCUGUAGCAGCGUAGACUAGGCUAUGAGGUAUUCUUCCUGACAGCAGACCCCAGGGAAUUUUAAAGUGAAACUGAUACCUCAGAGUCUUUUUAAUAUUUUUAAUUUUUUCUGAUAGCAAUGCCCAGGUCUUUGCUGAAAAAUACCUCUCCCAAUUCCCACAAUUGGGUUGCCAUGUUUUGCAUCAUUGUGAAUGUCAAGGUAAUUUUAAGAUGUAGUCCCCUGUCAAGCUUGUUCCAGUGGUCAGAUUCAAAGAGGUCAAAUCAUUACUGUAGCUGGAAUUUAACCAAGGAAAUCUAACACUCCUUCUCCUGGAAACAGGUGCCAUAGGGCUUUUGUGGACCAUGAGUAUUCAGGACCAGUCUUCUUAACUUACCAGAAAUCUGUAAUCUUACAGUACCUCUAUUUUAGGCUUAUAAUGGUGCCAGUUGUUUUGGUGUUCACACAUAGCAAGAGGUACCCAGAGGUUUCAUGAAAGCAGGGUAAUUACUGCUUGUCAGAAUAUCUUCUUUGUCUUUUCUGUAUCAUCUGUGUCACAAGAUACAUUUCUUGUUUUUCUAUAAUGUUAUUGUCCUUAAGAUGGCCAUGCCACAUGUUCUCCAUCUCCAUGGGCUCUCUGUCAUGAACUGUAAAAUGUUCGUACGUUCUAACAGCUGCCCUCGUAGCAGUGUGAGUCCUCACUGAAAGCCCAGUGAAACCGGUAGAAAACUUGCCAUUUGCUUCAAGUGGUCAAGGUCUUCAGGUAAGGUUGUUGGGAGUAAAAUGAAAGGGCUGUAGAAGGAUGUGCAUUUUUCUCACUCUGUGCUGUUCAGAUGCAGUCCUUGACCUGCAGUGCAGUGCGUUACACUGAGAACUUCCUAUUUCUGAUCCCCAUGCAGCCUCUUGCCAAGAGACUGAAAGCUGACUAAGAAGGUGCUCAGCAGCAGUGCAGGUGCAGCUAGUGGUACCUGCUCUGCUCUUUCCCAGGCACUCCAUGAAUCUGGUGCCACAUAGUACUUAAUGCAAUGUCUCUUUGACUGGAUGUAUGUUUGAGUUCUCCCAACUCGACUGUAAAAUGGAAACCUCUUCCAUCAGUUGCCUUUUCUUUCAGGAGGAAAUAAAUUCCAUCUAGGAAAUAACAUUUUUCUCUUUGGUUUUAGUCUUUGCUUUGGAAGGGACAAAUCCUCUUUGUCUCUUCUGGGGUCUCUCUAAGGUAUCCACAUCGCCUGGGGACACUGGGCUGCCAUUGCCUUUCCUGCCCCAGCUUCCUUUCAUUUCCUUUUUAGGUUUCCUACGGGUUUGUAUCUUGGGUCCAAGGGUGAAUUCCUACUAAUUCUUUCCCUUUUUAAGGGAUGUUUCUCACAUGCACUCUCUGAUGUGAGGUAAUGUGGAGGAGCUCCAGCCACAUCCUUUCAUAGCGAGAGGGAUACUGGUGGCAUCUCCUUCCUCUGUGCGGACUUUUACUUGUAUGAGAUGUAUCAUAUGCUACCAUUGUGGGAGUCUCUAUGCCGCACAGGUGAAAUGGGACUGAAAAAGAACAGUGGAUUCUAGUGUUACUAAUCAGAAGGGGAGGAUACACACCCAGAGCAAUCCUGUUGUCACAGAAACUUCCUCUGCUUAGGAAAGCAGGCUGCAAACAGCUCAUGCUCUAUCUUCUAGUACUAUGAUUGAUUUGGGGGAGAUAUGGGAAUACAGAAGAGAAAGUAAGAUAAGUCUUUGGCAUACUCCAGCCCAUUUUGUCUCCAGCACCACUGUUUCUUCUGCUUUUUUCUUCUUCAGGGAAGUUUCUUAAACCAUCUUUUAUUUCCUCUUCUCUGGGAAUGACUUUCCCCUCCAUGCUUUAUCCAUCACUGCCUCGUUUCAUCCCACUUCCUGAAAUGCCUAAAACUGUUUUUAUUUGUCAGUGGCCCAGGCCUAAGUGGGAGAGUGGACACUGAGCUUUGAGAGCCCCAGCUGGUCCUGGGGAAUGUAGUCAUCCGGUGAUCCGUUUGCAUUCUGCCUCGCUUCUGCCUUAGCUCACCGAGGGUUUGUGAAGCUUGGUAAGUUAAUGAGUUGCUCUGAGGGUGCUAAGCAGCAUUUCCGUUAUCCUGAGAAAGGGACUUGUUCUGUGCUGUGAGAUGGGGCUAUGGACACCUGACAAGCUGUAGUGAGCAAUGGAGGGUGCCAACGCUUGACUGCUAUUAGGGUCUUUUAAAUAAAGACCCAUUAUUCCCAGGAACUGAGUUUCAGCUGAGCCUCAGCUGGUGUGCUGGUAAUUGCACUGCAAGAUUCAGUAAUUGCAAAGGACUUUAAACCCCUCUUGGGAUGUCUCUUGCAGUCAGAACAGCUUUUGUCUUGAGAACAAACGAGGGCCAAAUGUAAGACAGGGUUCUUCCUGCAGUGAUGUGCCAAACGGCAUUAGGCGCAUUGUGGGUCCUUUACACAUAAUGGAAAUGUGGAGCCAGACAAAGUCCCAAGUCAGCUGGUAAAACAACCUCUGCUUUCCCUUUUUACUGGGCAUUCGGCAGUCCUGACACUGCCUGUACAGACAGCACUCUGAGCUGGAAGGGCGGGAAGCUAAGAGAAGCAUGUGUGGGGCAAGAAGGUUUCAUAUGUGCUUGCUCUGUCCCUGUACUCUUCCUUGGGCAUCUGCUGUGGCCACUGCCAGAGAUGGACAUGAUCCAGUAAGACCGUUCUCGUAGGCAUUCUCUCAUGCGUGUCUGCAUAUUUUACAGCAAGAGAAAUUAAAACUGAGGCACUUAGGCUGCUGUUGAAGGGAGAGCUUCCUCUUUCAAGUCCUUGAGCCAGUCAGAGGCCCUGGUAUCUUUGUGGCUGACCACCCCACGUAUGUUGUAGGCUGUGUCCUUGAGGGCUUGCCUAAGGUACAAAAACACAGCUUCUUUCGGCAAAGAUCAGUAGUGUUAGUGAACACUGCUGCUUUGGGGCUUUGCAGAAAUGUGGGCUGAAUCUUCACUCCUGAUCUCCUGCUAGCACAGCACAUUCCUGCAGCCCUCUGGAAAACAGCCUCCUGCUAGAAUCCAUCUUUCUUUCCCCUGAGCUCCAACAAGGAGUGAGCAAUGGGCCUCAGGUAGGAAGUCAGAAGACCAAAGGACAAACUCUUACCAAUAGAAAAAGGUGACAUCUUCACAGAUCAUAACUGGGCCAUGGCAGUUCAGAGUCACUUGCAGACCUGCCUGAUCCUGUGACUGAUGAACAGCAUAGAAUGAAGUCGGUCACAUAAAUCCUGUACCUGUAAGUGGAGGUUAUGGGUACUUACCUGUCUCUCACAGGCAAUAAUGUGGAAGAUAAUGAAUCAGCAGUGUUUGUAAAGCACCCUUAAGACACAGAGCACUAAAUCUUAAAUAAUAACAAAAAUCUGAAAGCAAUCAAAUAAUUAAAGUAUGUGUCAUGAAGUCAGAGUUGCAUUGUGCUAGGGUGUGAAUGAUUCCUUGUGUGACAGAAAAGAAGAGUGAUCUGUUCAAAUGUACAUAUUUGCUGGACUAACUCUGGGGAAGAGCAAAAGCUAGUGUCAGAGUGGGUUGCAUUUCAGAAAGGGGAUGUGAUUUGGCAAGCAGAGGAGCACAGUGCCCUGUUAUAUCUGCCUGAUAAAUCUGAAGGAAGAGCUGGAAGUUAAGGUUGUAGGUGGAGCAUCAGAGAGGACAGAGUAGAUGAGUGGAUACAGAAUAAGUGAAAACACUGAAGGAAGCAUCUUCUCCUUGGCAUUUUCUUAGGGCUAACGCCAGAGGCUGCAUUUGUCUAGCAUAUAGCAGCAAUCAUGCAAAUCUCUGCCCAGUGACAUUGGGCAGGGUUUGCAGGGAGAGGCAUGGACUGAGUGCUGUUUGUGAAGUGCACUGUCACUGGGUGACAGCUAAGCACCUAGCACGCCAGGGAAAAAACUGUACAGUUCGAGAUCAGGGACUGACCCACAUUCCUCCGUGCAGAAUAGCUGGGACAAAUGCUCCUCAGCAAAAUGCAUGGUAGCUAUUAUCCUCCAAGGACAAAAAAGACCUUGUUAUCUAUGUAAGCGUAUUGAUGAAAGCCUUUUCACUUGCUGCUUCAGUUUCAGGGAGGAAAGAAAGGAGUAAGGCAAAUGAUCUUAAUGUUUUUCCAACACUGGGCAACACAUUGAGACAGCUGCCCCUGGAUAUUUUGAGUCUGAUGAAAACUGAUCAAGAGCCGUACUUGGUUCCCAUAGCUCGCUGUCUUCACAUCUGAGCACCUGCUUGGGCAGUUAAUGUUCAUACAGUAUUCAUUCUCCACUAGAGGUCUUUACAGACAUUUGUGACUGACAGGCACCAUUUCAGAGACGCAGACAGAGAAAGGUAAAAGGAUGCUUUCUUGAGUGACAUGAAGUCACCAAAUAGGCUAGGACAGACCUCAUGAAUCCUGAAACCAAAGCCAUUGUUAGCUAAUAUCACCCCCCCUAAAAAAUUAACAUCUGGGGUUAUAUAAAUGUAUUUGAGUAUUGAUACCAUACUAUUAAUAGUAUAUUAGGGCAGGAAGUAUUUUACUGCUUAGGAAUGAGACAGGCUGAUCACUCCAUUUUUGGGGGGGCAUGGAAGAGAAGUGGUGUAGAAGCAGGAGAGUUAUCUUCCUUCUACAUUGGAUGUUCUUAAUAGAAUAGCAAAAAAUGAAAAUUUCUUUUUCGUCGGAGAGUCCAUUGUAUGGUUACUUACCGAGGGCCCUGAAUCUGUCUCAGUGUCAGCAGACCCUCAAUAGCAGUGAAAUCUCAUUUGGAUUUAACCACUGAUCUCAGCGGCAGCAGGAGCUGAUGGGUCUGAACAUUUCAGCAGGCCAGCCCUAGGUGUCCUGCUCAAGAAACGUUCAUACUUGUCUUGUCCAGGGCCACAAGUUCCCAAAAGGCCAGAGAUGCUGGCUGCAAGGCAAGCAGGGCUAUUGAUGAGAUCCAGAGCAAGGAAAUGAGUUUUCAGUCAACCCUGCAGUAAUGCAAACCUAAUGGUGUGGUUUUUAAGCUCAGAGAGACCAGGAAACUCUGUUAGAUAAUCUUCAGGAUAGCUUUCACUUGUUUCUCCCGAUAACAACACCAAGCAAAGUAACAUGCUUCUUUGCAAGCGUGUGUUUAGUAAAUGAAGUUGAACUGCAUAUGGCAUGUAGGUACAACUUAAGUUAGCUACUGUUACACAUUACAGAAAGAAAUUACCAAGGGAAAUCUCUGCAGGCUUUUUGCAAGGAAAUUGUUUACACAUGUCUGAAACCCCCUGGAAUACAUUCCCACUGAAGGACUUGUGCUUAACCAUAAAAAUACCCCCAAUAUGGUAUGCAUUGUAGCUUUUUAAGAACCAGAAGGAAUGGCGCAAAAUGAAUGGGCUAGGGCCUUCAGUGAUAUGCAGUAGUAUAACUUCAAGAGCUUUCAGAGGCCUAUGGACUUCUGGUGGAGGUAAUACCUCCCUGACAGCAUGGUCCUUUUUGGGGAAGCUAAUGUUCCUGAAAAUGCCCAGCAAUGCAGCAGUAAAGAAAUAUUUUUAAAACUUGUUGGCUAUAGGCAGAGGCAUUUUACACGCUCUCAGUAUUCUUAUGAACUGGUGUUUGCUCUGGCUCCCACAAGAAAAUUGUGAUCUCUAGGUCAUCAGGUUUGAUGCAGAAGAAAGGCUACCUGAUUUCAGAUUUGGCUCCCUCCUUUGUACCCCACUUGCAGAAUCUACUCUGGUCCUUCGAGUCUGACCAGACCGUGGCACUCAGCAGCAGGACCAGGGUCCUGCAGUACCUGGAUUAAACAUAAAGCUGUCCUAGCCCCUCCCUCACACUGCAGUAUCUCACAUCCUGUUGUGAUGGGGGGAAGGCAUAAAUUCAACUUUGGGGGAAGAGCUGGACUGAAAAAAAAACUAUUUCAUGGCAAUACUUGAAUGGCAUUUUACACUUUAAUAAGUUGAAUAGUUGUGACCAAAAUAAUCCAGUUCUGGCUUUGCAACACAGCGCACAAUAGGCUCUCUGUUGACAUUACUUCCCUGAGGAAGUGUGUUUGCCAUCCCUGAAUCUUCCAGUCUUUUAAGGAUAUAGUCCUAUUUAGUCUUUUUGUGUUACUAUCCUGGUUACACUUGUGCAAGGUCAUGCACAAAGCAUGUGCUGUGGUGGAUGGAGACCAUGAGCAGCAGUGAAAAUAGCUGAGUGUACCUCUGCGACUGGGAGAUGUUUCUCUUCUUCUGAACUGCUUUUUGUUUUUGGUAAGCUGAGUGUGACUCACUCAUACCUUGUGAGGAUGAAGAUUUCGAUUAGCCCUCUAGAUUCAGGGACAGCAGGACCACCCCUAAGGCAUGAGAAGUCGUCUUCUGCAGCAGAGCUAUGAAAUCUGCCUUAUUACUGUUACAGGUGCCUUGUCCUGGUUCCUUUCAGGCCAAAUUCAAAGUCACUAUUUGGCUUUUGAAUAUGACUAUGCACCAAAGGUGAGAGACUCAGUUAUCCCUGGGGACAGAAGGGAGAACGUGAUGUCCUGGUUGAGACUAGAGCCUGAUGCAUGGGACAGGGAAAGUGAGUUUCUUUUCUUUAUCCCACAAACUCUCUGUUAGCAAGUCUGCCUUUGAUGGGUGUAUGUGUAUGUGUGCUUUUCUUUCUAUAUAAACACAAAUUGCUCUAAUUAGGAGGGAGGAUUCUUGUAUUUUUAUAUGCUAAGCAAUUUGAUUAAUUAAUACAAUGACACACAGAUAAACUUUGAAAUUCACUGCCAUCUGCUCCAGUACAAUUCAGUAUCACUGAUAUGUAGGUAUCUGCCUUUAGGUAAAACCUAGGGCUGAAUGCACUUACAGUAACCACUCCGUUGCAAAAGUACCUUGUGCCAUGUAGGUGUGUUGUUCCUCGUGAACUUCUGUAACUGUUCCUGUUUAAAAGCUAUGGUUUGAUCCAUGUGACUCUGUUUCAGCCUUUUUAUUAUCUACCAAGAACAGAUGUAUGUGCACACAUGCAAAAAGGACCAUAUUGCUAUGUCGGGGGUGUGUGACCCUGGGGUAGAUAUUACAGAUCUGUUUACAGUGUAGUGCACGCUUCAGCAUAACAAGUCUCCCUGCCUGCUGGGGCAGAAAACAGUCAUGUGGCUCAGGUUGAGAUGGUUGUUUUAUUAGGAGAGUGACAAAUAUGAUUCUUUCUCUCUUUUUCCCUUCUCUCAUGGAAAUGUAUAUUUGUGUCUCUUUGUGUAGCUUCUUAAUCUGAAAUAAAAAUCACCCCAAACAGAA
Dromaius novaehollandiae (emu) is the source of this 11479-nucleotide messenger RNA. RefSeq names its product solute carrier family 1 member 4 (gene SLC1A4). Gene Ontology annotation, molecular function: L-alanine transmembrane transporter activity; L-serine transmembrane transporter activity; L-aspartate transmembrane transporter activity. The coding region runs from base 141 to 1724 and encodes 527 amino acids. The record is from RefSeq and is a predicted model, not a curated record. The transcript is spliced from 8 exons. Lineage: Eukaryota; Metazoa; Chordata; Aves; Casuariiformes; Dromaiidae. Gene Ontology annotation, cellular component: plasma membrane. Gene Ontology annotation, biological process: L-serine transport; L-glutamate transmembrane transport.